Messenger RNA from Carcharodon carcharias (great white shark), 4192 nucleotides. RefSeq names its product adhesion G protein-coupled receptor L4 (gene adgrl4). The record is from RefSeq and is a predicted model, not a curated record. NCBI's taxonomy places the organism in Eukaryota, Metazoa, Chordata, Chondrichthyes, Lamniformes, Lamnidae. Gene Ontology annotation, cellular component: membrane. The transcript is spliced from 15 exons. Gene Ontology annotation, biological process: adenylate cyclase-activating G protein-coupled receptor signaling pathway; cell surface receptor signaling pathway. Gene Ontology annotation, molecular function: G protein-coupled receptor activity; calcium ion binding. Bases 69 to 2165 code for a protein of 698 amino acids.
GGAGUAAGGGAGCUGUGCCUCGAACAUCCCAACUCACAUCACCGAGCAGGCUGAAGACUGCAGCCUCCAUGAAAUUCAUUUUACUGUGCGUGUGGCUGUCCAGUCUGCUGGAUCUCUGCUCCCUCUCGCUAAGCUCCAGCACUGACGGUAACAAAGACUGCAGCAAUGAGUGCAACGCGAACGCUACCUGCACAGUGAUGGGCGGGAAACUCGGAUGCUACUGCAACCCUGGCUUCACAGGCGAUGGAGUACGGCACUGUGAAGAUGACGAUGAGUGUCAGAAUACAACAUUAACGUGUGGACUGAAUGCAACCUGCACCAACACAUUUGGGAGUUAUUACUGCACUUGCGUGGAAGGUUAUGAGUCAUCAAAACAAAAAAAGGAAUUCACACCAAACGAUGGCACCACCUGUCAUGAGAUUUCAGAGAAGCCCUGCCAUUUAAGUAGCGAAUGUCUCUCUGGAAGGAUUAAUGAUACCUUACAUCAGCUUAGCAACAUAAAGGAACCACAGGUCAUCCUGGAGGAGAUUGCUCGAAACACCUCUGGAACCCUAUCAGCCACUGAUGUGCUUUUAUACGUUGAAGUCCUUUCACGAUCAAUCCCGGCACUGAGUACAAUCAACAAGAAAAUACCUGAUAGAAGAGAAAUCACCAAUGUCACUGUGAAUGCACUGGUUAAGACAGUGAACAACCUUUUAAAACCAAAUGAAAUGGCUGUGUGGAAUGAAAUCAAAGAAGAUGAAAGGACGAAGAUUGCCACAAAACUGCUGCACACUAUGGAGACAUCAGCGCUUGGCAUCUCACACCACUUGAAAAGGACAACAGAACUCGUGUUUAAAGAGAGCGAUAUUGCCCUUAAACUAUAUGCUUUCGAUUUAAGCCACGAUAAGCACCCCCAUCCUCAUGCCAGCUUAGAUGGGAACCACAUAAGUAUUUCUCAACAGAUGACUGAAGCAGCCAACUCUAAUGGGACGCUCACAAUCAUUUUCCUGCAGUACAAUAGUAUUGGCCCCCUACUAAAACCGUCCAAUGGUUCGCAAGAGAGAGACCUCAAUGGGACGUUAAUGCGAGAAGACUACGUUGUGAACUCACCCAUUGUUGCAGCAGCUAUUAAAGUAAACCCUCCAACUCUGUACCUCAUGGAUUAUGUAACAUUCACACUGAAGCACCUAGAGCCUCUGGAGAAGCGGCAAGUUAUCUGUGCGUUCUGGAAUUAUUCCACUCUCAGCAUGGAGGGGGAGUGGGCUACAGAAGACUGUGAGACCCUCCACUUCAACGCCACACACACCACCUGUAGAUGUAACCACCUGACCAAUUUCGCAGUUCUGAUGUCGUCCUCCCAGAUCAGUGAUGUCCUAAAUAAUAAUAUCCUGACACGGAUUACCCAGCUGGGGAUUGUCGUGUCCUUGAUCUGUCUGUCAAUGUGCAUCUUUACUUUCUGCUUCUUCAGUGAGAUUCAAAGCACAAGGACGACCAUUCACAAGAAUCUCUGCUUCAGCCUGUUUAUCGCAGAGCUGCUAUUUCUUGUUGGGAUUAAUAUGAACAGCAAUAAGCUCGUCUGCUCCAUUGUAGCCGGACUGCUUCAUUAUUUUUUCUUGGCUGCUUUUGCUUGGAUGUGCAUUGAGGGCAUUCACCUUUACCUGAUCGUGGUCGGGGUGAUUUACAACAAAGGGUUUCUGCACAGGAACUUUUACAUCUUCGGGUAUGGCAGCCCAUGCGUAGUCGUGGGAAUCUCGGCAAUUCUUGGCUACAAGUACUACGGCACCGAUAAAAUCUGCUGGCUCAGCACGGAAAACAACUUUAUAUGGAGUUUCUUUGGGCCGGCAUGUUUAAUCAUUUUGGUUAAUCUACUGGCAUUUGGAGUUAUUAUUUACAAAGUAUUCCGACACACUUCCAUGUUGAAACCAGAAGUGAGCUGCUAUGAAAAUAUUAGGUCAUGUGCUCGUGGUGCCUUAGCAUUAUUGUUCCUCCUUGGAGCUACCUGGACCUUCGGUGUUUUGCACAUUAUCAAGGGAUCCAUGGUGACAGCACAUCUUUUCGCCAUCUCUAACGCAUUCCAAGGGAUGUUCAUCUUUAUAUUUCUCUGCGUCUUGUCAAAGAAAAUCCAGAAAGAGUACUACAGGUUAUUUAAAAACGUGCCCUGUUGCUUUGAGUGCCUGAGAUGAAAUGGAUUGAGGGAAGGAGACGGAAAUUAAAUGGAAGAAGAUAAAGAGAAGAAAGGGUGCAUUUCAGAAGAGCCGCUGGCGAUGUUGAUUUGUUAAGAUUAUAAUUUAUUUAAAGCUUUAAAUUUGGGUUGAAUGGGGUGGCAGGGCAGAGGAGAGCACUGCUCGCAGAAAUUCCUUAGAAUCCUUACAACUCAAUAGGAACCAAUUGAACCUGUUCCCUCUUCCAGCUUCUAAAUAUCUUUCCAUAGCUUAGAUUGUUUCUUACCGAAGAUGUUUAAACAAUGUCUCCAUCAAAAUGACCGCUCAGAAAGACAGAAUGUCAUCUUAAAUAUGUGAAGUAAUCACCUACCAGGUCAGUUAAUUGUAACUUCCAGGUUUGGGUUUUAAUUUUUCCAGGAAUGCAGUUCCUCUUCUAAUUAAGAAAGGGACAACAUGCUGUUCGCAUGGAAACAUGAAGCUCUGAAUCACACAGUUUUUGAGAAUGCAACCUGGUAAUUAAGAAUUAAAACCAGACCUUCUUUCACUUUGCAUUAAACAAAGUACACAAGGAAUUUCUCCUCUUCCUUCCCGCCAUGGCUGUGUGCUUGUUUAAAAUCACUCACCAACCUGACUUAGAAAUAUAUCACCGUUCCUUCACUGUCGCUGGGUCAAAAUCCUGGAACUCCCUUCCAAACAGCACUGUGGGUGUACCUACACCACAGGGACCUGCAGUGGUUCAAGAAGGCAGCUCACCUUCUCAAGGGCAAUUAGGGAUGGGCAAUAAAUGCUGACCCUGCCAGUGAAGCCCACAUCCUGUGAAUGAAUUUUGGAAAAGCAAGGAGAGGAAAUGAAUUGGAUCUUGGUCAAUGACUGAAAUUAAUACAAAGAUUGAAUGAGGAGAGGUGAUGUGUAGAAACCUGUUUCAUCAUAAAGAUGGCACAGACGAAGGCCACUCAGCUUAUCACAAUCUGUGCCAUCUCUUUUACAUAAGACUAUAAGAUAGAGGAUAGCAAGUUCUUCAUUCUAUCAAGUGGUUUGGUGUCCUUCAGCAGUCUGUCACUUAGCUCCAGUCCGGUAUUGUCUCCAGGCUGCUAGAUUAUCCUUAUUGCCUAGAUUAGUCACACCAGCACAGUGGGAACUCCUUCAUCACAUGGAUUGCAGCAGUUCGGGAUGGACAAUAAUUGGUGGUCUUGCUAGUGAUGCCCAUAUCCCAAAUCUGAUACUUUAAAAAUCUGUUGACAAGGUAAUCUCUUGAUAUUACCCUGCCUGUUACCCUACCAACUUACCACCCAUACCUAAUCAUGGCCAGGUCUCAGCGAGAACUCUUUUUUCUUUAGGUGCCAUGAAACUCUUAACUUCUGCCCAAAUGAGCAAAUAAAACCUCGGUUUCCACCAAAGGGUGACAGCUACAAUAUCGCUGCACCGAGGUGUGGGUCUCGACUAUGACUUUAACUUUGUGCCCUCAACCCAUUGAUUCAAAGGCAAAUGUGUGACUAACUGAGCCAAGCCGGCAUGCAGUAGAGAGCCAAUGGUAUUACAACAUGGGUCCGUUUGUGUUGCCUAUCCUGAGUCAAUUAGCUCAUACACCAAGUCGCAUGGCAUUCCAUUGAGUGUGACAAUCAGAGCAUUGUAGCUAUAUGCUUCAAACUGUUAUUUUAGAGUAAUUCCCUCUGAAUUUCAAUAAAAGAGGUAAUGCACUUCAAAACAUGUUUUUAUAUUCAUAACCAAAUAAAAAUUUCAUAACUGUUUGACGAGAAACUUGGUGAAUAUAACACUGGCCUGCUGUUAAAUGUUAAACUAAUUUAUUCCAUGGACUUGUAGCUUAACAACAUUGUAUCCUGUGAUUCAACAAAGUCAAUCUUCUGAGCAAAGACUCGAUCCCAGGCUCUUGGCAAUAGAGUUUCAAAUAAGGUGAGGGAAAAGGCCAUAGAGGUUUGGAAGACGAGAUUUUGUUCUAAAGAGCUUCAACUGAUUGGUAUUUUGGUGAAGGGUUUUUUAAUGUAAAUAUAUUUAUCUGAAAACAGAGGAACUGUCUGCAAAAAAAGAAA